AAUGAAAAGAGUUUAAAGAGUGGUUUGCCAUGAAAUCGUUACUGCUAGUGAUUUGUUGUUGUACCUUUUACAAUUUGGCGCAAGGGAGAAACUUAAAACAAUUACCUGAAUAUUUACAGAAAUACAACUGCAAAGCUUCAGACCCCGAUUAUGAAAAAUGCGUGUUGAAAGGUUUUCAAGAUGCAAGGCCUUUUUUCUUAAAAGGAAUUCCAGAAUUAGGAUUUCCAGCUUUGGAGCCGUUCCGAGUUCAAAAGUUUGCUGUUAACAGUACAAUUAGUAAUUUGGUAAAAAUAGAUGCUGUCUGUGAAAAUGCUGAAAUUACAGGAUUGGCCAAUACAGUCAUUCAAGAUUUAAAAGCUGAUCCUAUUAAACACUACGGUGAAAUUAGAUUGUUUAUUCCAUGGAUGUAUACCAAUUUUGACUAUGAUGUUAAAGGACAACUUUUGGUUAUUCCUCUAGAAAGCAAAGGACAUUUUGAAGGAAAUUUCACUGAUACGCAGGUGUUAAUGAAAGGUGACUUAAAAACUUACCUUAAGGAUGGAGAAGAAUAUUUUAAAACCAACAAGCUUUAUCUAAAAGCUCGAAUUGGUAAUGGAUGGGUGAAACUCACGUCCAAACAAAAGGAAUUCCAAUAUGCAGCUGAUAUAAUUACCGAUUUCUACAAUGAAAAUCCUCGUCGCGUUAUGGACGCCAUUAACCCUAUAUUCGUCCAAUAUGCCAAGGCCUUCGCAAGGCAAGAAAUGGAUCAAGUUUUAUCAAAACUUCCUGCUGCAGCAUGGUUACCCAAAUAAUCAAUAUAAGUUUGACAACUAAAUACUUACCAAUAAGUUUAGAAGAUUGAAAGUUGGGGAAGAGGGAAUUGUUUUGUAAAAGUUAAAUGUCUUGAAGAGGUUUUUAUAAUUUUAG
Diabrotica balteata is the source of this 906-nucleotide messenger RNA. The record is from the annotation of a GenBank genome assembly. NCBI's taxonomy places the organism in Eukaryota, Metazoa, Arthropoda, Insecta, Coleoptera, Chrysomelidae.